Messenger RNA from Penaeus chinensis, 4771 nucleotides. It is a transcript of the gene sol, whose product is annotated as calpain-15-like. Gene Ontology annotation, biological process: proteolysis. The coding region runs from base 419 to 4615 and encodes 1398 amino acids. Gene Ontology annotation, molecular function: calcium-dependent cysteine-type endopeptidase activity. The record is from RefSeq and is a predicted model, not a curated record. NCBI's taxonomy places the organism in Eukaryota, Metazoa, Arthropoda, Malacostraca, Decapoda, Penaeidae. The transcript has 14 exons. Gene Ontology annotation, cellular component: cytoplasm.
UCGGUUGCUGACGGCCGUAUUUAUCAGCCUAUAUUCUCCGGCCGAAUUAGCACCUCGCCGGCCCAAUGAGCGCCGUGCCCGAGCUCGAGGACUAAUUCCGGGGCGAGCCCCUGCGGGCAGGCCUGGCAGGGGCAGCGCGGGCCAGGGGCGCCCGCCGCGCCGCGUCGCCUGGCAACUCGGCAUGUAAACACCAGGAACAAAGACGGAGCCUUCACCUGUCCGCUUAUUUGGACUCGUUUUCUCGUUACCUGAGGCGGUAGACUUUUCUCCUCUCUCCAAGCAAUGAUCUUAGCCAGACAGCAGGUGAGGGCCGGUCGUUGGAGGAAAUGAGACGUGGGCAGCACUCACGGGCAGGCGAGACAAGUGCAGCGGUUAUCUAUUUUUCAGCCAUAGCAUUGCCGCAAGGGUAUGGUCUGGAAUGGCAAGAGGAGAGAGUGUGAAUAAACAAGAAGAAUCACUGACACACACUGUUGAUAAACCCUGCACCACAGUACUUGACAGUCUUCUGACUUCAUUCAAAGAUUCGCUUGAUACACCAAAAGGGAUAGUAAGACUUUGUAAUGUCCAGGAAGCCAACUCUGAAGAAAAAGAAAAGAGAAGGCCACUGUCAAAGAAAGAUAGUUGCAAAUGGUCAUGCAAGAGUUGUGGCUUCUUGAAUGUAGCAUCAACUGAACAAUGUGUAAUAUGUACAAAAUGGAGGCCCAGAUUACCCAGACAGGCAUCUCAUCCCGUGACUGGCAUACACCGAUGGUCAUUUCUAGGUGCAAAUGACCUUGCUCAAACUACAGCCAAGAAGAGGACCAAUGGGAAAGAGAAGUGGACAUGUCCAGAGUGCAAAUUUCUGAAUGUGGGCCAUGCUAGUGAGUGCAUCAUUUGCAGCACUCCAGAAGAAGGCAGUAAACCCUCAUUGGUACCCAGGGAAAUUCUUAGUCCUGUUGCUGAUGAAAAUGGCUCCACCUCUCGAAAAGCAUUGUCUAGGGUCUUCGCUGUGGCAAACAUGAGCUCAAACAGUCUAGUCUCCAAAGCAGUCAAACUCAGUUGGAAGUGCAAACAGUGUCGACAUUAUAAUUCGGCACAUAGUUCAACAUGCUCAUCAUGCAUCAAGCUGAUCGGUAGUAGUGGCAACACCAAUGUAGGAUAUGGUAGCCAUAUUGACAAUGCCAUUACUCCUGUGGAGCAAGUAGAGGGCUCAUUAAUGGUAGAAAACACACUUUAUUUUUUGGGGAAUAAUGCCUCUGCACUAACUUCACCAGAAACAGAAUGUAAUCGGUCGCCAAAGAGACAAAUUUCUGUUGCUCAUGGACAAAUACGAUCAAAGUUGAGCAGAUCAGAAGAUAAGCCUUUAUGUGUACAAGUUCCAGAAAAAGAUCACAAAGAAGACUGUGAUUUAGUUGUAGAGCUAGAUAGUAAGAAAAUUUAUGACGUUGAAAAUAAUAACAGUGAGGAAAUAGAGACUUGGGAAUGCAAGAGAUGCACUUUAAAAAACUUAAUAGAUUUUGAGUAUUGUGAAGUUUGUGAAGCUCCAAGAAAGCCAAACAUCCCAACAACAUUACCAAAGAAAAACAAAAAUAUAUCCAGUGUACCAGUCAGUGAUAUAAGAAAUGGAAAUGAUGAUGCUGCUGCUAGUCAGAAGGCUGAUGUUAAGCUUCAGUCGGGAAUACCCAAGCUUCCCCUCAGGAAAUCAAUAAAUAACCCUUCAAGUUUGAAUGUUGCAGACUCACUUGUCAAGUUUGUUGCUAGUAGGUUGUCAUCACCUUCAGAGGGUAGUAUGUCUGGACCAGCGAAUGUUGUGCAGGAUACUAAACCAGACACCACUCCAGCAGGAGUACCAUCACAGGUGGUUGACCUGACUCGGACAACUAGUCAGGAAGAAUACACUCUUGAUGAGUCUGAUAUGUGGUCUUGUAGCUUCUGCUCAUUUGCUUACAAUCCUUCAUGGUCAGAAACAUGUGAUGUUUGCAGUGGAAUGAGGGAUCAGGAAGUAAAUCCCAAAACUAGAGAAGUUUUAAAUCAGGGUUUAGAUGAAGAUUUUCAGCUACUUACCACAGAUUUAACUGAGGAGGGUGAUUCACCAGAUCAGAGUUGGACUUGCAUAAAGUGUACCUUAGUAAAUCCUGGUGUUGAGAAUGCAUGUAAAGUGUGUGGUGGCUCAAGGUUGAAAAGUAUUUGCUAUGUAGAUGAUGCCACUUUAAAAAGAGGAGAAUUUUGGACCUGUGUGGUUUGUACUUUAAAAAAUCCCAUUUUUGCCCGACGCUGUAAAGCCUGUAAGGCUAAAGUUGAUGGAACUGGUGGGACAAGAGAUAAACUUAGUUCAAACGUUGAAUCCAAGUCAAAGGAUUCUCGACCAAAGUCGGAACAUAUCAGCAGUUUAAAUUGGAAUAUGGGUGCCCAAAAAUCUCCUAGCCUACAAAGGAUGAGUUUAAUGGAUACUGCUAAUGCUGGUGGUGUCAAUACAGUCACACAAACUGAUAAUCAAAAUGGUGCUCAUUGUAAUGAUAUAUCUAGUCGAGGUAAUGGAGCAAUACCAAAGUCGAACAUUGUUGCUGGUUGUCAGGGGUCUGGUAGCUCUCAGACAUCAAGAUCUCCAACAUCAACACCAGGAUCCCCAGUUGACCAACCAAGGGAGCUUGUGGUGUCUUCUACCUCGUCAUGGAACUGUAGUGCUUGUACAUUUAAUAAUAGUGCUAGUUCUGUGUCAUGUGCUAUGUGUGGCUCAUCGCCAACCCUGGGAGAUGUCCAGGUUAGCUGGCCUGGAAAUAGAACUUACCGCGGACAGUCUGAACUCAUGGAUGUCUUAAGAGAAAUGGAAGAACAUGAAGCCUUGAAUAAAUGGACGAGAAUUGUUCAGUACUGCAAAGUGAAUCAGCAUCCAUUUGUGGAUGACUCCUUUCCACCAGUCCCAAAAUCCCUUUUCUACAACUCAUCAGAAAAGAAAGAGUCUCGGGUUACACAGUGGUUACGCCCACAUGAAAUUGUUGCAGAUUCUGACGCAAGAAAUGUGAAAUGGGCAGUUUUUAGAACACCAUUGCCUUCUGAUAUUUCUCAAGGUGUUUUAGGAAACUGUUGGCUGUUGAGUGCUCUUGCAGUGUUGGCUGAAAGAGAAAACUUGGUCAGGAAGAUCAUGGUGACGCGAGACUUUUGUCCAGAAGGUGUUUAUCAGGUUAGGCUGUGUAAGGCAGGUCGCUGGGUCACUGUACUUGUUGAUGACCUGCUUCCCUGUGAUCGCCGAGGGCACCUGGUAUACUCUCAGGCAAAGCGCAGACAGUUGUGGGUGCCUCUGAUUGAAAAAGCUGUUGCUAAAGUACAUGGUUGUUAUGAGGCUCUUGUGUCUGGACGCGCGAUUGAAGGGCUUGCGACGUUAACUGGUGCUCCAUGUGAAAGUCUCCCAUUACAGGCCUCAUCAUCACCUCAUGAAGAUGAUAUAGAUGAAGACCUAAUCUGGGCCCAGCUUCUAAGUUCACGAUCAGCAGGAUUUUUAAUGGGUGCUUCAUGUGGUGGCGGAAACAUGAAGGUGGUAGAUGAGGAAUAUAAAGCACAAGGACUGAGACCCAGACAUGCUUAUUCUGUUCUUGAUGUGCAAGACGUUGGAGGCUUUAGACUGCUACAGCUGCGUAAUCCAUGGGGCCACUACUCUUGGAGAGGAGACUGGUGUGACGACUCGAGUGUCUGGACGCAAGAGCUGAGGGAGAAGCUGAUGCCACACGGGGCUGAUGAUGGAGUGUUUUGGAUAUCAUUUCAGGAUGUGCUGAAAUAUUUUGACUGUAUUGAUAUCUGCAAAGUUCAUAGUAAUUGGUCUGAAGUACGUGUGACUGGAACUUUGCCUUCAAUAGCUGAUCGACGGGCUUUGACACCUACCCUUAUUACAGUGCUAGAACCAACAGAGGUGGAAUUCUCACUUUUUCAGGAAGGACACAGGAAUUCAGAAAACUCUCAAAGAUCACCCUUAGACCUGUGUGUUGUGUUGUUCCGUACCUCUACAACAGCCACACCCACUGUAGGAGCAUUAGUAAAACACUCCAAGAGACAAGUGCGUGGUUUUGUAGGAUGCCAUGCUAUGUUGGAGCCGGGAGCUUAUAUGGCUGUUUGCUUAGCUUUCAACCACUGGCAUACAGGUCUAGAUACUUCUGAUGGAUACCCAGGUUAUGUUCUGGCCAUUCACAGCAGUAAGAGAGUAGCUGUUGAGCAGAUCACAGCCCCAGCAUCACUUUUGGCUGACUCACUUGUGAAUCUGUGUCUGGCUAAAGGACAGCGACAUGAAGGCAGACAAGGCAUGACUGUUUAUUAUCUCACCAAGGGCUGGGCUGGUCUGGUGGUGAUGGUGGAAAAUAGACAUCCAGACAAGUGCAUCCAAGUGAUGUGUGAUUGUCGAGAGAGCUACAAUGUUGUCUCUACCCGUGCUCAGCUUAAGACAGUUGACUCUGUGCCUCCAUUACAUAGACAGGUGAUUAUAGUUUUGACUCAGCUGGAGAGCAGUGGGGGGUUCAGUAUUGCACACCGCCUCACCCACAGGCCGUCACACUCGCCUGGCCUGCAUGACUGGGGUCCACCAGGUACCAACCAUGAACCUCCUAUUGAUGCUCUAACGCAUGGCCUUCAUGCACCCAGACCAAUUUGAGUGUAAACCAUUAUGAAAAAAAAAAUUAUAAUGACAUAUAUGUGAUGAAGAUCCAACUACUGUAUGUAUUGUUAUUGCCCCAUGUAGUGUUAAUAAGAUAUAAUAAUGUACUGCACAUGUAUCGUUGUUUUGAGAAAUAAAGAUCAGGUCCCGAAA